Molecule: messenger RNA, 5189 nt
Organism: Bursaphelenchus xylophilus (pine wood nematode)
Lineage: Eukaryota; Metazoa; Nematoda; Chromadorea; Rhabditida; Aphelenchoididae
Source: the annotation of a GenBank genome assembly
AUGAAGACGGUGUUUUUUCUACAUCUGGUAGUCUUUUGGACCGUUUUCUUGGGUAAGUUGACGUGCAAAAUCAUUCUAUUUAUUAUUACAAUGGUUGGGUGAGAAAGAUUCAAAAUGUGUGGAAAACCAGUAGUUUGCUCGCCGCUCGUUGAUGUGUCUGUUUAACAGUCAUAGUAUUUCAUAAGAGUAAAUCCGAACAAAGUUUGAGAGAAAUGUGAUUUUAAAUAAGGAAGGACAAUGAAUCCAAGUGCCCAACUUUCAGAAUCCUCCUCCAAACCGGCCAGAUCGCCGCUGGAUUUGGGGAUAUUCAGAUCCAACCCUUGUGAUUCCAAUGCUAUCCAUCAGAUUUGUGAGAACAUACCGACCUACAACUUUGGACAAUUUGAAGUUUUCACUCGUUCGAGAUCGGUAAGUGCAAUAAUAUGACAAUAUAAAAAUCGGUAUGUCGGCAAAGUAAUGUGGACUCGUCGCAAAAAGAGUAUCGCCUCGUCGCAGUCGCUCAUCAAAUCCCCAACCGCCGCAGGGCAAUGAUGGGCGGUUCCAAUAUAUAGAAUUAAUAACAAAUCAUUCAUUUUAGAGUGACAGACUGAGAGAUCGAUUGAAGACGGUGGUAAAAGAAUGUAAUCAGCCGAAUACUUUCAAAUUAAAGUCAUCAGAGUACAUCCGGAAGAUCCUUGAUCGCUAUGAAGUCAUCAAAGAUAGGGCUGAGAAAGAGCAUAGCACAAAAGCGCAUGCCUUGCAUCUUUAUAUGAGAACGGCCGCGUUCCUAAAGAUCAAUCUGGGCAUUGAUUAUUUGUAUCGGAUAUCGGUAGGUAACUGUUAAUGAUCAAUGAUGACUAUAAUAUUGAAAUUAAUGUUCUAGAUCGAAGAGAUUGAAGAUUUGGUCUCAAAAAGGCAGAGAGUAGUGCUUCGAGCCGUGGCUGAGCCCGGUUGCACUCGCCCAGACAUCUUACAAAAGAUGGGGUUGAAUCAAUUUGAGAUUGCGAGUGUUCUAAAACAUGAUCAAUACAUGACCGAGGCCUUGAAAAAAGUGACUGGACUCGAAUCUGUAGUGUAAGUGGACAAAAAUUCAUUCUACUUUGCCUGAAGGCAUUUCAUUGUAAUCCAUUUACCUAUUGAUUUCAGUAUUUUAUCUUUCAGCUACCGGCAAUUUGCCCCUUUUUUUGAAGAGUUUGGCCAACAUCUCAGCUUUGCUCAUGGCCAUAAAUUUGAUGACAAAUUCACUCAAAUCCUCGCCGAACACACUCCCGCCGAUCAGAUGAUGAUGGAUUUGCGUGAGAACUACGCUCAUUGGCAUGUGGAAUGCACAGUGCGCGAGAAAGCGGAGGAGGUUUUCCAGGAAUUGAAGAAUGGAACGGUCGGAUUAUCCAGUUGCAAUGAUGUUUUGCCCGAUGUUUUGGACAGACUGAAUGCUCUGGAAAUGUUUGACACUUCUAAUAAGAGACAAAAAGUCAUCAAAAGAUUGGAGGAGACAUUUAAUUUUGUCAAAAAGGCCAUUCGAGUAAGGACCAUAAAAAGUAAUACUGAUGUUGAUUUAGGAAAAGUUCUUCAGAAUCCCGUUGGUCAAGCAAAUGGAAUUGAAAUUACUCUCUCUUCUCCAUUCCUUUCACAUUCAACUUCUACAUGUCUCGGACUUUGACAAUCACAAGACUUUUGUUCAACAAAUCAGCGAGAUUGACAAGGAUUUGGAUGAUCAUAUCUCGUACAAGAUGAGUACUCUAAACCUCUCGCUUACUGUUUAUGAUCUUCUGAAUUCGAUUCAUGCAGUAAGUCUAAAAACUUUUUCAUUUUUUAUGAUUUGUGUCAAGUAUAAUAUUAAGUAGUGUUGUUAACCCGUCAAUUUGACGCGUUGGCCACAUUGUCAAAUUGGUGUCAUUUUUGUUAUGUCGAAUUGCGUUUUUCAUUUCGAUUGUCAAAUUAGAAUUUUGCGGAAAAUUUUUGGCCAACAUAAAGGAUCCAAAAAAGAUUAAAGCUAUAAUAGCGGCUUCUUAAUUCAACCCAUUUUUACUUUGACCAAAGGUAUGAUACCUUUGGUUUACAAAAAAAUCCUUCAUUUUGUCACGUGACCGGUCCAACUUUGUCAAGACUGAAUUUUUUUUUCUUGUCAAAACGGCCAAUAACAUGAGAAGUAAAACCAAUUGCGACUAAUACAUAUUGACGGUAAUAUUACGUAAUGUUUAGGGUAACUCGAAUACAAUCCUUAUUCAAAUCUCCGAAAUAAAACAUUGGAAUUGGGCUGAGAAUCUGGAUGAUCCAACUUUCUUUGGCUCCAUUGGCACUUUGAUAGCGAGAAAAGUAUGGAAAAAGAUCAGUAAGUGAUGGAUGAUAUAAUUUGACGAUUUUCAGAUGAGACUGUGACAAUUAAAUGGGGAGACAUUGUUAACUUGGAGGAUAAUGAGGAGUUGACUGACUAUCAAUUUCAACAAAUCGGUGAGUUAAUUGUAAAGCAUUACUUUCCCACUAUUUUCUUUAAUCUCUUGCUUUUUGAUGACUUAAAUUAAUGUCUAAUUCCAGCUUUGACAACUGCCCUCCGAGCCUUGCAACUCAAAUCUUACCAAACUCCGAUCCACGUUGAUUCUAAAGGCCAGAAGUUUACUUCAGAUCAAGCCUUCAACAUAGCCUAUUUCAUCGAGAAUGAGUGCGAUUCCAACAGCUCCCAUCCCUUGUCGGACGUCUAUUCCAACUCCUUCAAUUGCAUCACCGAUGACUACUUCUCAUUUGCCAAUGGCAAAACCAACCUCAGACUCGAGUCUCCCUUUACCCUACUCCAUCUUCGACAGCCUCAAGUGGACAAAAGUAAAGAAAAUCAUCUGGGUUUAUUCAGCGAGAGAAAUCUGAACAACUCGAUUAAUCCCUGCGAUGAUUUCUAUCAAUUUUCAUGUGGAAAGUCGACGGAAAGCAUUUAUCAGGAGACUUAUAAUCGAAAUAUCAAGCUGAUUGAAAAGGAACUACAGAGGAAAGUCAGCGAAAAUGAAGUGAGUGGGAGAAAAAUCAAAAAUUACUGUAAUUUUAGCCCAAAGCGAUCCAGUUUUUGAAACGGAUCUACCAGAAAUGUGUUCGAGGAGAACUUAAAGACCUCCCUUAUACCAAAGAAGAGCUGUUGCCAGUAAUUGAGAAGAUCAAAGGACUCCUGGGAGUCAAAAAUAUACCGGUAAAAGCCGGGGAAAUCAGCGGCAGCCAGUUCUUGGAUAAAUUCGGAGCUCUUUCUGGUUAUGUUCACAGCGAAUUUAAUGUAGGACCAUACAAAUACUAUACAGCGAAGCGAACUGGAGUCCACAAACAUGUCGAGGUAACUUUGGUUGACAUCUAAAAUACUGUAGCAUAUUUGUUCUGAUUUCUGUAUUUUCAGGCCAGAAUUUUGACUCUCCCUCCCUCAGAUUCCUCUCCAAAUGAUCGUGGAAAUGCUUGGGCCAGAUUCUUUGAUUUAACAGGCCAUGGGAUCAAUGCCACCGAGAUCGACCAGCUUGUUUAUGAUGGAAUUAAUCUGAGAAAUGCCAGUUUUCUGGCCGAUAUUAACGGAAACGGGAGUAAGAACCUUCGGGAAAAGUCAGUCUCCUCAACUGCAGGGGAAUUGGAUUGUGCUGAAGGUAAGAAGAAUUAGUCAAAUCUUUGCAGUAAUGCCUGAAAGUGCUCACAAUUACCUUUCAGUCGGUUUCAAUCUGACUUCAUUCUUCUCCACCAGCAUCGGAUUUCUUCUCCCAUCUGAAGACAAAGUCUCUGUUAGCCUGACAGUAAAUUACAGUAAGCUUGAGGACCCUUCCCUCCAAGCAGCUGCCAUAAAUGGGGUCAUCGAAGAGACCUUGCUCCAUCUGUUUAGCAACGACAUCCCGGAUAAUGUUGUCUGUUAUGGGGUGAUGGAAACGGCCGGAGAAUUCUUAUUGGGUCGUAUUUUAUUGGACUCGAGAUUUGUGUUCGGGAAGAUCACUCAAGAGGACAGAAAAAGCGGAAAGAUUUUGUUCUCUGAGUUUCAGGUAAAGGUCACACAAAUUAUUUUAUAAAAUAUAAUUUUUAGGAAAAGUUGACAAAGCAAUCGGAACAUGUUUUCAAUUCCAUGAAAUUCAUGCUAAAAGAAGCCCCCUGGCUGAGUGAAGAGACUCUUCAAAGGGCGCUGCAACGGGUUGACAAUUUAACCAUGAUCCUUGGGAACGAUCCCUUAUUGCUGGAUGAGGCUUUGACAAAGAUUUAUGACAAAACUUUGUUCGAUGAGAGCCAUGUCAUCAAGAAGCAAUAUGCGCAUAAUGUAAUGCCCAUCAGACGAGCUGAAUUUGGAUGCUGUACUUUGAGUUUGCUGCCGUAUUCUCCGGUGAUGAGUGUAAGUGAAUGAUUAGUUGAGAGAAGAAGUUUCAACAUUCUCUUUUCAGUUCUUAAUCCACCUUCUCGAGACCACCAAGACGAUUAUUUUCCCGGCGAACGCCCUCUUCUGGCCAAUGUAUGACCACAAUCAUCCGUCUGAGUACGUCUUCGGAUUCUUCGGGGCGUCUGUUGCUCAUGAGGUGGGGCAUAUGUUCGAUGGACGGUCGCUGCUGCCCAGUGAAUUCCCCGAUGAUCCGGCAUGGAUGUCGGACAGUGAGGCCCGUUCUUAUGCUGCGAUGGCUGCUUGUGUGGCCGAGCAAUACGAUCAUUUGUGUGAUGGGGAGGGAGAGUGUGCGGAUGGAGUGCAGAGUAACAUCGAGAUCAUGGCUGAUAAUAUCGGUAGGUCAGAUCCUUUUAUUGGCUUUUUUCUGAAAACUUUUUUCAAAAAAAUAAUUUAUAUUACAGUAGAAUCAUCAAUUGAAAUGAUCGCUAAAUUUCCUUUUUCAGGCCUUCAACUAGCCUAUCGAGCUCUCCAAUCCUGGCUAGAGAUUUAUGGACCUGACCCUCGACCUCCCGGCCGCUUGAUCGCCCGCCUAACCACCCCUCAACUCUUCUUCCUAAAUUAUGUUCAGUAUAUGUGUGAGCCUAAAGGGCGUGCACGACAGACCGAAAAGGCCUUCAGGGCACAUCCUCGAGUCGACUUCAGAAUCCAAGGAGCGCUGAUGAAUAUGCCCGCCUUCUCGGACGCCUUCAAUUGUCCGGUUGGAAGCAGAUAUUGGAGGAAUGAAGAGAGCGGAGGGACCUGUCCGAUCUUUAAUGGAGCCCUCAAAAAGAUUCAAAACUCCAGAUUAGAGGAGAUCUGGGCGAAAGAAGGAGUGCUCAAGGAAAGGCUCUGA